AUGGAUAUUAAAUUAAAUCAAGAUAAACUUACAAUUCAAGUUGAUCGAAAUAAUGUUACAAUUGCACAUGGUACUUGGGUUGUCGACACUAUAGAAAAAACUAUUUUAGUUGACUUUCAAGAAUUAUCUUUGUCUUCAUUAGACGAUGAAGAAUUACGAACAUUUUUUAACGAUAUUACACUAUUUUUUUUAAAGAUUUACAAUGUUAAAGUUUUCUACCGUAUUCCAAUGCUUUCCAACAGAAAGAUGAUUAAAAUUAAAUCAAAAACAAUAAUGGCAGUUGAAAAAAACGAUUUAAAACAAUUACAAAAUAUUAACAUUGAUCAAAAUAAAUUUUCAUUUACAACAAAUAAAAAAGAAAUUCAUUCGUAUUCAAAACCAUUAACCGAAAUGUUAUCUACAAAUGCUUUUUGGUUGACAAAAACUAAUGAAAAUGAAACCGCAAAUCGAAUAGAUUCUUCAUCAAUAACUCUGAUGAUAUUAUACAAGGAUACCAAUGAAAGUAUUCUUCCAGUUGGUUUUGCACGCCUGUUAACAAGUAGCAAUCAAAAUUUAACGUAUUUAUCCGAUAUUGUAGUUGCUAUAUCUCAUCAAUCGCAAGGAAUUGCUAGUUAUAUGCUUAAUUGUUUAUUUCAAGUAUUUUUGAAUGAUGAUGAUCAUCUUAAAGAUCAUAAUGAUAAAUCAGGUCUUAUAUGUUUACAAUGUGCUGAUCGAGGUAGUGGAGCAGAGUCUGCACCAAAACUGUAUAAAAAGUUUGGUUUUGAAUUUUUAACAGAGUCUGAAAAAAAUAUACCACUGUUUUUAAAUGAAGACUAUGUAAAAUACGAUUGA
This is a messenger RNA of Adineta steineri, 831 nucleotides long. NCBI's taxonomy places the organism in Eukaryota, Metazoa, Rotifera, Eurotatoria, Adinetida, Adinetidae. The record is from the annotation of a GenBank genome assembly.